UUGUCACGCCGGGUUGUUCGCGCAAAGGACGACAGGAGAUACACAACCAAACCACAUGCUGCUAAAAGACGGACAGAACGCUUUUACAUUAGUGCUGCACUUGUGGACAUAUAUUAUACAGACAAUGCAUUGGGUCUUGCAGAGGACUCUCCACAGGACAAAGAGUUCUGCUCAUCUGCUUAGAAGACUCUUCUCCCAAAAGGAGUUACCUACUUUAACGCUUUAUACCAAGGACCCAUGCCCAUUGUGUGAUGAAGCAAAAGAAGUCCUUGAACCAUACAAACACAGGUAUAUUUUUCAGCAGGUAGAUAUCACACUGCCAGAGAACAAAGUUUGGUGGGACAGAUACAAAUACGACAUCCCAGUCUUCCAUCUGAACGGACAGUUUCUAAUGAUGCACAGAGUUAACACUACACUCCUGGAGAAACGGUUGGCUGAAGUGGAUCAAGAACAACAAUAAAAUGAAUUUGCAAUAGUAUAGCCUACUUAAAGCUAGAAUUCAGGUCACCCCGCCUGUGUUUUGGUAUAGAGCUGAGGGAUGGGCACUAGAUACAUUUAACUACGCUCAAAUUCAUGGACAGAGCUAUGGAUGCAAGGACUGACCAUCCAUGAUAUAAAAAUUAUAGUUUCAACCAAGUUUUGAGGCUA
This is a messenger RNA of Coregonus clupeaformis (lake whitefish), 648 nucleotides long. It is a transcript of the gene cunh5orf63, whose product is annotated as chromosome unknown C5orf63 homolog. The coding region runs from base 56 to 460 and encodes 134 amino acids. The transcript is spliced from 5 exons. Lineage: Eukaryota; Metazoa; Chordata; Actinopteri; Salmoniformes; Salmonidae. The record is from RefSeq and is a predicted model, not a curated record.